AUGAAUGACACAGCCAACACUGUGCUUUUCGGCCUCUCGUACACGAAGGAGAGAAAGUGGAGGUUCGAGCUUCAUGGUACUGAUGCGCAAGAGUCUUCGGGCGCUUGGGAGCCCAGCAAGACGUAUCAAGUGGUGCUGGAAAUGGACGGGGAUGAGUGGUUUGUGUACGUGGAUGGGGUGCAGGUGUACGCAAGCAGAGAAGAACCUCCGGCGGAAGUGACAAAAAUCUUCGAGUCACACCGGAUCUCGCACUUCUACGUUGGCGGCGACAGUGCGGCGGCGGGCGCGGCGAGCAUCCCCCACGUGACGGUGACCAGCGUCCUGCUGUACAACCGCGUACUUUACAAAGAUGAGGUGCUGAAGCUCAGUGCGAGCAAAGUCACACUUCCGCAUGCGGCUGCUCCCGGUGCCGCAUCGGGCCCGGGCAGCAGCCCCGCUGCCUUCAAGCACACUACGGGCUCGAGGCCGAGUGGGAAAAAACGCGACGGUACUGUGCGCGGGUGUGGGUCUCGGGGAAUGCUGCUGGCUCUGUUGGGGCUUUGUGGCGCCGCAGCGGUUUUCUGA
Molecule: messenger RNA, 564 nt
Organism: Trypanosoma conorhini
Lineage: Eukaryota; Euglenozoa; Kinetoplastea; Trypanosomatida; Trypanosomatidae
Product: trans-sialidase
Exons: 1
Coding region: 1-564 (187 amino acids)
Molecular function (GO): exo-alpha-sialidase activity
Source: RefSeq, a predicted model, not a curated record